AUACAAAGUAAUUGUAAAGGCGUUAAUGGUUAUCAUGUAACACGUCUUAAUACAACAAUAGUACCAGUAGAUAUCAUCAUAUUAACGUAUAUAUAUCUUCAAAUGGACACGGAACAAUUGGAAAGCGGAAAUGUUAAAAUCUAAGACAUAAUUUUGAUGAGGAAUUGAUGAAAUGGGACCAGAUAUAUUUAGAUUUCUGUUAUGUUGUGUUUUAGUAGAACAUGGUAUAGGUUUUAGUAGAUUUGCCAUCGAUAUAUUUCAACGACCACGUCCUCGACCAAUGUCUGAUGAUAUACGAAUAUGCAAAGGGAAAUACUCACAUGGGGAUCCUAACACUAACGAGAAAAUAACCAAAUGUGAAUAUUUUACGUGUAUAUCUGGAAUUUACAAAAAGAAAAAGUGCCCAAACGGACUGGCCACACAUGCGGCGUUCAGACGUUUAUGGACUCAAGACAAAAUGGGAGAUGAUUACUUCCCUUGUACCAAAAUGUCUUUUGGAUGUGUAUUGCCGAUAGCAGGAGAAGGACCAAGGCAGCUUUCCAAUACCAAAGUGGAAAUUUGUGGAAUAGAUUUGGUAUUCGCUGUUGACAUGUCCUGUUCGAUCUCUAAUGACAAUAAAGCUAAAGUGAAAAGGUUCAUCAUAACAGCAGCAAGUAGUAUUCCAGUGAGGUCUCAGUAUUCUCGGAUAGGUGUACUGACAUUUUCAGAAAAGGUUUAUCACGUGGCGUAUAUGAAUGAUUACACACGUCAAGCACAACUUAUUGAACGGCUAAAGCAGAUGAAUACUGACCCUUUAACAUGUGGGACCAGAACUGAUGAGGGACUGAGGUUGGCUAGGGAAACAUACUUUUCAGAGCUUUUUGGUUCAAGGAAAACAAGACAGAAAGUUCUGAUAGUUUUAUCUGAUGGUUUUACCUAUCCGCUAUCAUUCCAAAAGGACACUUUCUUCCAAGCAGCUCUUAUACACAAAGCAAAGAUUCAAACUUAUGUCGUUGGACUUCCAAAUAUAAAACUCGAGGAUCCACCUAAGAAUGCAAAAGGCGUCGUUAAUACUCGAUUCACACACGAAGCUGCAAUGGAAGAGUGGCGUAAGAUUGCAUCAAAACCUGAAAAUGUCUUCACAAUGUCAUCAUUUGACCAACUGUUCUUAAAACUAAAUGACAUCAUUAAAUCUGCAUGUUUCACAAUUUAAUUAGACAAACACUUUACAUAACAUUUAUAGACAUAUCUGUUUAAUAUAUGAAAGUUCUAUAAUUCAGGUUAAGCAAGCAUUGUGUUUGUUAUAUGUGAAUGCCAUUUGAAGUGAAUAACCUUACUGACUAACAAUGAAUGACCAGGUCUUUGUUGUUUCUUGGUCAUUGUUUACUUUAUUCAAAGGAUGUGUUAUAAAAUCACCAUAAAUCACAUUAUAAGGAAAUAUACUAUUUCUUUAGUGAUGUCCAUUUAAAGUAGAAAUGCAAAUGUUUUCUGAUUAAUUAUUUCAAGGACUAAAAAUAGAACCAUAAUUCAUCGAGGAAGAGACGCACGUAUGUUAUUUUAUAUAUGCAUUGUAAGUGUUUCAUGGACAUAUGUAAAUAAAUG
Molecule: messenger RNA, 1581 nt
Organism: Owenia fusiformis
Lineage: Eukaryota; Metazoa; Annelida; Polychaeta; Sabellida; Oweniidae
Source: the annotation of a GenBank genome assembly